Closterium sp. Yama58-4 is the source of this 2193-nucleotide messenger RNA. Lineage: Eukaryota; Viridiplantae; Streptophyta; Zygnematophyceae; Desmidiales; Closteriaceae. The record is from the annotation of a GenBank genome assembly.
AUGGCGGCAUCAGCGGAGGAGCCCGGCGCGCCGCGCUACAUCCUGAUUCCGCUGCACGGCACGGGCGAGGCGGUGGCGGUGGACGUGGAUCGCCUGCCGUCCGAUCACGGCGAUCUGCUCGACAUUCUCAAGGGCGAGCAGGCGCCGCUCGACUGCUGGCUGCACCUCGCGCGGGCGUACUUCAAGCAAGGCAACACAGCUGCCUUCCUCGACAUCCUAUCGGAAGGCACCUCGCCAGAUGCGGAGCGAGUGUAUGAGACAUCUCGCCAUGAGCGCAUCGCGAUGCUAAACGCGCUAGGGGCGCACUACACGGGGCUGGGGCGCGUGGCACGGCGGCAGAAGCGGGACGAGGUGCUGAUCAAGGUGGUUGACUUCUACAACAAGGCUGCGAGGAUCAGCAGUGAAGCUGUUGCCACGUGGGUGGGGAAAGGUCAACUGCAGCUGGUGAAGGGCGAGGUGAAUCAGGCAGAGGAGAUGUUCUCCCUUGCCCUCGCUGGCGCUCCUGACUACGUGCCCGCUCUGCUGGGGAAGGCGUGUGUGCUAUUCCACAAGGCCAAGUUCCAAGACGCCCUCAACCUCUAUAAGAAGGUGCUGCAGCUGCACCCGAAUUGCCCUCCGUCCGUCCGGCUGGGCAUUGGCCUGUGCCACCUGCGUCUCUUUGCCUCCUCAGCAGCCCGCCAGCCAGCAGCAGCACGCAGGGAGUUCCACGCGGGCAAGGCCAGGCAGGCGCUGGAGCGGGUGCUGCAGCUGGAACCAGGGAAUGCGGAUGCACUGGUGGCGCUGGGGCUGCUGGAUUUGAACUCGGAUGAUGUCACAGCAGUGCAGCGGGGCCAGCAGCGCAUGCUAGCAGCGUUCCACGCGUUCCCCUUCCACCCCAUGGCGCUCAACCAUCUUGCCAACCAUGCUUUCCUCGCUGGACCCUCUCUGCACGGCCUCGUCGACCCUCUGGCUGCGCUCGCCCUCGCCAGCACCGAGGCUUCUCUGCCGCGUGCUGAAGCCUACUACUGCCUCGCGCGCACCUACCAUGCACAGGGCGACAGGAAGAAGGCGUUUGCAUAUUACAAGGCGGCCACGGAGACGGUACAGCCAGGGGAGUUCGCUCUGCCCUACUAUGGGUUGGGGCAGAUUCAGCUGAGUCUGGGUGAUGCCAAGGCAGCACUGGGCACACUGGAGAAGGUGUUGGCCGUGCACCCCACCAACAGCGAUGCUCUCAAGCUGGUGGGCGCCAUUCACCUGCAGCAGGGCCGGCAGGACCAAGCCCUGGCGUGCUUCCGCAAGAUCACCCAACACUGCCCCUCCGACAUGGACGCGUGGUUGGAGGUGGGAGAGCUGCUCGUCUCCUCCGACCUUCCUGCUGCACUCGACUCUCUCAAGAAGGCAUACGAGCGCAUGGUGAAGGCGGUGGGCAGGGAGGGCGUGCCGUGGCAGCUCGUGAACAACAUUGCUGCACUGCAGCAUGAGAGGGGCGCGCAUGAGGAAGCAGUGGCAGCAUACAAGGAGGCAUUGGGGCCACACGGGCCAUGGGCGCCUAUCCUGCACCCUGAGGGGGCUGCAGACGCAGCGGGUGGUGGGGAUGCAGGGAGGGAGGCACUGCCAGUGGAGAAGGUGACGGUGGUGUUCAACCUCGCUCUCUCCCUCGAGCGCACCUGCUGCCUCACCCAGGCCGCUGCCCUGCACCGCCUCAUCCUCUCUCAGUACCCGUCGUACCUGGACUGUCACCUGCGCCUGGCAGUGAUGGCACUGGACCGCCGAGACAACGCCACUGCCAUGACGCAUAUAUCAGCGGUGGUGCAGCGUGCACCAGACAGUGUGGACGCACUGCUUCUGCGCAGCCGCGCGGAGGCGGACAGGGACGACCAUGCGGCGGCCAAGGACACACUCAAGCGCAUCGUGGACCUCUCGCCUGAGAAGUGCACUGCUGCGCUGGUUGCUCUGGGCAACUGGAACUUGAACAUGAGUGCGAGACCCACGCGCGACACCAAGGCAGAGGCAUCCUUUCUUGAGAAAGCCAGGGAGAUGUUUCACAAGGUGGGUGCGGGGGUGGGUUGGUGGGGAGAUGAGAUGCUUUUGCGGGAGAUGUGCACCAAGGCAGAGGCAUCAUUUUUUGAGAAGGCCAGGGAGAUGUUUCACAAGGUGGGUGCGGGUGGUGUGGAAAGGGGGGGGUGUGGGUGGGGGGGUGGUUUCCUGGGUUGA